Neohortaea acidophila is the source of this 700-nucleotide messenger RNA. RefSeq lists its product as uncharacterized. The record is from RefSeq and is a predicted model, not a curated record. Bases 41 to 622 code for a protein of 193 amino acids. Lineage: Eukaryota; Fungi; Ascomycota; Dothideomycetes; Mycosphaerellales; Teratosphaeriaceae. The transcript is spliced from 2 exons.
CCUUUCUCUAUGCUAAAAUGCAAGACACGCAAAUAUUGCGAUGCCGUCAGCUCAGGACACGAUCAACACGGAUUCAGGCAGCCCGUCCGUCUCGCUCCCCAAGAAGUCUGCCCGGGAAAUCAGCGAACAGUAUUCGCACAUGAGAUCAACCGAAGAGAGACCUGAAGACAAUUACAUGCUAGGCGGGGAUGAGGAGCCUAUGGUUUACUCGACGCCGAGAGACUACGCCACAUCGGCGCGCCGGGAGCGUGACUGGCUCCUAAGCAUGGGUGCCGAUCCGGACUCCGUCAUCCUUGAGAGCGAACUCUGCAACUACAUGCCCCCACGACGAGCAGGAGAAAGCGCCGGUGAAUACAGCAAGCAAUACGUCGAGAUACUCAAUGGCAUGAUCCGCAAUGGUACCAUGAUACUGAACGACCAGACUACUGCUGACGUGGUCGCCUCCGGCUUUGGAACUCGUGACGGCAGAAGGUUUGAUCUGGGCCCGGGGUCCGGUGCUACAAAGGGUGAUUUCAGAGCAUUUACUCAAUGGUUUGGUGAAGUUUAUGAAUCUGGGGAGGCCUAUGAAGUGCCGGAGAGGUGGUUGAGGUUCGAAGAACCUCAACAACGCGUGCAAGACUGAGGACUGUUUAUGUUAGCUUCAGGCCAGUUCCAGAGAUUAUUUUAUUUCAAUCGUAAUUUGAUAUCACGGAUUGUUGGC